UGGGUGGCCCGGGCGACCCUGGCAGCAGCAGUUCCGCCGGGCGCUCGUUCCCGCGACCCUGGCCGGGGCCUCAGCUCACAUCUCCGCGACCCCGCCUCGCCUCGACCGGGAGCUUCUCCCCUCGCCAGGGCCGGAGGCGCAAGCGGGGGCGGGCCUCUGCGCCGAGCGGCCAAUGGGGACUGAGCCUGGCGGCCGAGGCGUGGCGGCCUCGGCGCGACGCCUCAAGUGGCGGUUGUUUCAAGAUGGCGGGUGCGACGGGCCCCUCCCUGCCGGGCUCGGCGUUCUGGAGCCGCGACUUUUCUGAUGAAGAACAAUCAGUAGUUUAUGUUCCAGGAAUAUCCACAGAAGGAAAUACAAGAUCAAGACUCAAGUUGAUAAAUCCAAAAGUUGAUGUUAAAGUUAAGGCUUCCAGGGUGACUGAUGCUUCCAUGGAGUCUUUAAAAGGUGCAGGAGAUUCGGUAGCUGAACAGAAUUUCUGCAAGGAACGAAUGAAGAGUGCAUCGCUGAAAGAUUUAUGUCUUGAAGACAAAAGACGCAUUGCUAACUUAAUUAAAGAACUGGCCAGCUUAGGAAAUGGAAAAGAAAUUGUGAGGAAAAUAAGUGCAAAAACAUGUAGAGUAAGUGAAGAAAAGGAAGUGACAGAGGAACGACUGAAAACCGAGCAGGAAUCCUUUGAGAAGAAGAUCCGGCAGUUGGAAGAACAGAAUGAACUGAUCAUCAAAGAAAGGGAAGCUCUUCAACUGCAGUAUAGAGAAUGCCAAGAACUUCUAAGUCUCUACCAGAAGUACCUAUCAGAACAGCAAGAAAAGCUCACCAUGUCACUCUCAGAACUUGGUGCUGCUAGAGCACAGGAGCAGCAGAUAACCAACAGGAAAAGUACUCACCAGUCUUCAUUGAUGGACCUGGAUGGCUCCUACCUGAGUGUAGCCAAACCACAUACCUACUGUCAGACCAAGGCAAGGCCUAAGUCAGCAAACCAGGACUCAGUUUCAGAAUCCCUUACGGCACUGAGGAAUAAUUCUUUUAAACCAAUAACACUUCAUCAUCACAAAGAAGGUUUAGAGAGGGUGUCAUCAGAAACCAGAACAGGUACUUCUGAAUCUCUAGGGAGGAAACCAGUAGAUGCAGCCCCAAUAGAGAAAAUCCUAUCUUCAGAAGAGUUGAAGAUAAAGGAAUAUCCACACCUUUCACGUACUCCAUUAAGUCACUACUGUGGUCAUAAAUGCUCUGAAAGUGAAGACUGUGUUCGUGAGAACUAUCAGCCUGCAAACAUGGCCCCUCAGUAUUGUAAGACACAUAUGGAACCAUGUCAUUGUGGGCUUUCCUGGGCACCUCUCAUGCAUGAUAGAGUGACAUUGCAACCCAGUGAGACUGAUGUAAAAAAGCAGCUCUCAGAAGAUCGAAGGCAACAGUUGAUGCUUCAGAAAAUGGAACUAGAAAUUGAAAAGGAACGCCUUCAGCAUCUUCUGGCUCAACAAGAGACAAAGCUUCUCCUCAAACAGCAGCAACUGCACCAGUCCCGACUAGAUUACAACUGGUUAAGGACUCAAGCUCUAUUUAAGUCUCGAGAACUGGUUGCUGAUAAAGAGUUUACUAAACCCCAAGAACUCAGUCUCGAUGUGAAUGGUAGUGACUCUGGACCAAGUUUAUUAAAGUCAAAAUGUGAUGGAUGGCUGCGUGGAACCUCAUCAUCCUUUAAAGCAUGCUCAAACUCUCCAAACAGUGGACAAAACAGGAAGGAGAAGAAGACAGUGGAGUUUCAGUCACAUGCGGAGGAUGACGUCCAGUGGACAUGCCAACAGAAAGACACUUGCAGCCCCCAGAAAGAGACAGUGACAGCAGUUAGAAAAGAUGCAUCCACAUCUCCUAUGCCAACAAGAAGCCCUAAGGACCCCAUGACCCCAGCCUCAUCAUCAUCCCAGCACACCACCUCACGGUAUGAGGCAUCUCUGCUGGAUUUGGUUCAGUCUCUGAGCCCAAAUUCUGCUCCCAAAUCUCAGUCCCAUCCCUCCAGAGCAGCAGGAGUGUGGAGUGCUUUCCGACCUAGCCCUCAGAAAUCUAUCUGGAAGAAAGUGGGGACGCGCAGGAGCCCUGAAGACCUGGAGGAGAAUCAGAUUCUGGAAGACAUAUUUUUCAUAUGACUCUGAAGCACAUGCUGCAGAAUUUCCGUAGGAAAUAUUUGGGUUCCUUUACAUGCUGAUGUAGGAUGUUAAAUUAAUUAACUGCAAAGCAGCCAAGUCUCCCCUUUCACAGGGACCUGUCUUACUGGCCUCCUCUCAAGUGUUGAAUACAGAAAUCAUCCCAACAAAUCAGGGUGGUUUUUGUUCGACUAAUCAAAAAACAGGCUACAGAGGUGGUCUUAGGGAUAGAAUCUUUUCUGCGCCAAACAGAGAUUAGAAAUUUAGGAUAUUUUCUGAAUAUCAGACACCAUGGAUAUCUAGUAUCAUUUUAAGAGGGUUUUCAAUUUACUGCUGCAAAUAUUGGCUCUUCCCAUACAUUAGAAAAGUAUCCACUUCAGAAGGGUUCUUCCUUCACCCAUUCUCUCCUCACUGAGAGUGGCUGUUCAUUCUGAAGUUGGAAUUAGGGACCCUAGUAUCACCACUACUUGGGACCCAGUACAUGUGAGUCAUAGUGGUCAUCAACAUGGCCAUUGCUGCCCUUUACACUAAAAAUCUCAAUGGUCAGAGGGAAAUUUCCAGCCAGACUGUGGUAUUAAACCUCAUGUAGGAAUGGCUGCCUGGGAAAAUCUACCUGUGUCCAGACAACCACCCCUGUAGUGUCCCAUAAGGAUGUUUCUUGUUGACUCCAGUUCUGGUACUCUUGUUUACGUCCUCCAUAGGUGUGUCUGAGGAAGGUGGCAUUACAGAAAGAGUGGUACCCAGUGGCUGAAGUUAGCAGUUUUCCUCUGCCCCUGCUUCACUCCAUAAGGAUGACUGCCCCUGGGUGCACCAAGUCUAGGAAAGCUCAGCUGAGCAUCUUUAUUGGCCUAGAUCCAAAUCUUUCCUCUCCAGUCUGAGCUCAGUCCUGUUGAUUCUACCCAUUUCCUUUCCCUUCGAGACUCUCAGUUCCAUACUCUUUAUCUGAGGCAAAUACAAGGACAAGAUUAAUUACCGUAGUCAUUCCCUCUGAAAGUUGACAGUUCAUUGCAGAUUCAAAUUUUCAAAAUCACCCUGAGAGUAACUAAAAUAAACUUGUUCUAUUUCAAAACACCUUUAGGAUACGUCUUUGGAGUGUCAGAAAUGGCAGUUAGGUUUCCAGAACCAUCUUCCCUCUUUCCUGUGUGUCACAGAUAGCUAACCUAUUCCCUUAGACUUGCUAUAACCAUAGUCACUUGUUCUGGGCCUCGGUGUUCAUGCUACUACAAAGAAGGAUGAGAAAUGGAAUAUGAUCUCUUUAAGAAGCUUGUUUGCCUAAGAGUUAAGGGGGUUUUUUUUUGGGGGGGGGGGGUGCCAUACCAGUGAAUGGAAUUUAAUUGCUUCCGUGCCUUAACAACAUGGGAAGUUUGUAAAAGGGGAAAAAAAUCAAUUAACAGUUUCUAGACUUCACACUCCCUACCAGUUUUUUUUGGCAUUGGUACAAGGGUGGUAGGAAGGGAAUAUAUAUAUAUAUAUAUCCUAGUGUCUUUGUUAUUAAUUGAAUAAUAUAUGUUAACAUUUUAAUCUCUAUUAAAUUUACUUCGCGAUGUAUAUGUUGUUGCAAAGUAUUUGGGCAUGAGCUAAUUGUAGCCUGUCCCACAGAAGAAUGGGAAGAAAAUAGGAGCCAUGUGACCUCUCCUGAUAACGUUCACUUCAGUGACUGGUUGGGACUUGCUUGACCAGCCCCUAGGUGUUUCCUCAAAGCAAGGCUGCACACACACACUGUGAAUGCCACAGCUCAGGUAUUGCCCACCUUGCAAACUGCCACCCUGUGAGAGAAAACUAAUCAGUGUUGUAAAAUGGAAUCAGAGUGUGUCCACUGGACUCCCUAAGUGAGGUCCAAGUGGUUGAUUUAAAAAGUCAAGAUUAAUCAGGGGAUACCUUUUGUACCCAUCCCCCUUCCACCUUCCAAGAGGCACAUGUGUCUCUCCAGACCUGGCCCACAGUGGGGACUCAUCCAGAUCAUUUUAGGUGUCCCAAAGAAGGCCUGACUGUCUCCAUCCCAUCGAAUCACUUUUUACUGGUUUGUGUCAGCACAAGGUUUAUCUUAGAGGUUUUCUGGGGAAGGAAAAGGGCCUGAAAUAAGUCGCUACAGUUGGCUAAAGGUAUAUUAGUUUUAACAUUGACAAAUGUUUGUGGUAA
This is a messenger RNA of Arvicola amphibius (Eurasian water vole), 4277 nucleotides long. RefSeq names its product KIAA1328 ortholog. Bases 243 to 2141 code for a protein of 632 amino acids. The record is from RefSeq and is a predicted model, not a curated record. NCBI's taxonomy places the organism in Eukaryota, Metazoa, Chordata, Mammalia, Rodentia, Cricetidae. The transcript has 12 exons.